UGAAGACUGGAUGAGGCAGAGUGGGAGACACAUGAUGGAAAAGGGGGCUAUAGAAAACCCGCCAGACGGUAAAAACAAAUAGGAGGCUGAUAGGACAGGAAAAGAGACGAGGGGAGCAAAUCCACCAGCAUCCCUGUUGUGAGCUUUUGCAGCUGACGAGUGCGCACGACAGACGCGUCAGGAUGAGUUCGUGCAGUAGCCGUGCACUGACCAUCCUGUCCACAGUGUUUGGAGCCUGCGGGCUGCUGCUGGUGGGGGUGGCGGUGUCCACAGACUACUGGCUGAUCAUGGUGGAGGGCAUCAUCCUUCAGCAGAACCAGAGCAUGGAGGUGAAGAUGGCCCUGCACUCAGGCCUGUGGAGGGUCUGCUUCGUGGCUGGGACUGAAAAUGGGAGAUGUGUGGCCUCCGAGUACUUCACGGAACCUGACAUAGAAAUUACCACUGAAAACACAGCAAACAUCCUCAAGAUGGUCCGUACUGCCACGCCCUUCCCCAUGGUGUCUCUGCUCUUCGUCUUCAUGGCCUUCGUCAUCAGCAACAUCGGACACAUCCGACCUCAGCGCACCAUUCUGGCCUUCGUCUCCGGCAUCUUCUUCAUCCUCUCAGGUCUGAGUCUGGUGGUGGGUCUGGUCCUCUACAUCUCCAGCAUUAACGACGAGGUGAUGAACCGACCCCGGGAGCCAGAGCAGUUCUUCAACUAUCACUACGGCUGGUCAUUCGCCUUUGCUGCCUCCUCCUUCCUGCUCAAAGAGGGUGCAGGUGUUCUGUCCGUUUAUCUGUUCAUGAAGCGUUACGCAGAGGAGGAGAUGUAUCGCCCGCACCCGGCUCUCUACCGCCCCCGCAUGUCUGAGAGCAGCGAUUACAGCGGCCAGUUCCUCCACCCUGACUCCACCUGGCCUCCUCCAAAGCGAGGUCGCAGCACCUCCGAAACUUCCAGUGACAUCUCCAUCCAGCUCAACCAGCCUCCUCCAGUCCCGCCUAAAAACAGCCUCCAGGCCGGGGGUAAAGCCAGCCCUCCCUCUGCUUCAUCCGCGGCAGCUACCUACCAAGUGCCACCGUCGUCCAGUGGAUACCCCUCCCAACACACCCUGUCCAGAUCACAUGGCUCACACCCACAGGGCCAGACGCUCCCCGUGGCUAUGCCUCCGUCACCUGUGCCCCCUCCUCACUAUCACGCUCACAUGCACAUGAGUGCCUCCCCCUGUUAGAGAGAGGCAGCCCAGGCUGAAGCAAGGGACUUCCAUGUAAGCUACACAUGUAGGGAGUUGAAUGCAAAAGUAAGCAUUCAGACAGAGUAAUGUAGCAGACUGAGCGUUUUAUACUGUAGAUGUUGUGAACUAUAGCGAACAGUUUUCUGUUAAACGUGCUUAAGCAGGUUGACUGACAGCAGGGAUAAUGUGGAGAGGAAGGGUGGGCAGGGAAAGAGAGGGGCUGCAGUAGAAACCAACAUGCUGCAGUGCUGCGGGAAAUUGCUAUGGAAAUGAUGGCUUGAAAAACAUGGAUCACAUACAUGGAUUAUACAUAUGUCAGUCCGGCUGUGACUAUCUUUUGUACAUUUGCUCAGAUCCAUACUAUGAAUUAUUAUGACUAUGGAUUAGGGACUAUGAAUUAUUAGAGGAGUAUUUAUUAUAUUAUAUAUACUGUAAAUGUGUAAUAUCAUUUGCUUCUUUAAUAUCACCAGGACGAAUGAACCUAUAUAUUUAAGCAUACCGAACAAUAAAUACAAUUGCACACGACGACUGGAGCGACAGCUUUUUGGCACAAUUUUGCCACCGGGCUGAAGUCGGACGCUCUGGCUGAAGACUGCGGUAGAAAUACGACAACCAGCGUCUCCCUGGGGUGCAGUGCUUGCAGUCGUACUGGACGAGGUCUGCAGUCAUGACGCGGAGCUUUACUGCCCUCUACUGGAAACGUUUCGAGUUGAAGCCGUCUUUGAUUUGUGUCAGUAGCGAUAGGCGUAAAUGUAAUGGGGUGAAGUGGAAAUCUUGAUUCUAUUUUUCCUGUUUGAAAGUUACAAAUACAGUCAUCUGUUGUUGUUUUUUUUUAGUAUAGUAUAAAAGUAAGUCUUAAUGAUAUUAAACGUUGCUAGCAACGAUACAAGAUACAACAAUUUAUCUGGUUUUAAUAGCUAUUUCCAUAAAAGAAAAAAAAAGUACAGCUUUGUUUUGGUGCAUGACUGAAUUAUAUUUCAUUAUGAUCAUAUAUUUAACACUGAGGUGACUGGACAAAAUGAGGUGAAAAUUGAGGUGAAAUUGUACCUUUAAACUCAUGACCAUUUAUUGAAGCCAUGUUUUGAAAUUAUCUUUUUUUCUGACCAAUUAGAGUUCGUAGAGUGCUGGCUGUAAAUAAUCCAUAGGUUUGGUUGUUUUUCUGUUAAUGUCCUGUGAUGGACUGGUGACCUAUCCAGGAUAUCCAGCCUCUCACAUCAAGUACCUGGGAUACACUCCAGUGUUUGUUUUUGCAUCUGUUUUUUUUUUUUUUUUUUUUUUGUCAAAAUAACUUUGAGCAAAGUUUUGGACAGAUUUGGAUGAAAUUUUCAGGAAUGUGCAAAAUGGGACGAGGAAUAAAUUAUUCAAUUUUGAGUCCCAGAUCCUUGUCUGGAUCCAGGAAUUUUUAAUGGAUACUUUAAAAAUGCAAUACUUUAAUACUUUUUGAAAGGAUAGGACCUUUUUCUGUGUUUGUGCCAGAUUGGCAAUUAGAUAUAGGUAUCUUUUUUGAAGGAUACUUUGUCAUUGGGAGACUGUGUUGUGGGUGGACUGAAGCUGCUUGGCAGAGGUUUACACUCUCCGAGUGCUUAUGUAGUAAUACAGUGGGAUGGAAACAGUUAAUCCCAGUAUUUAUUUAGUAUGUUGUCAACAUCUGUGGUAGCGCUUCGCUCCUGCCAUAUUUUAAUAUGUGCAAUUCUUCAGAAUGUAGAUGUUAAGCUAUUACUUGAGACAAGCACAUCAAGCGCUGACGUUAACAUGGAAGUGUUCUUCUACAGACGUGACAAUCUUUGUUAUUAAAGCUUAGGUAGUCAAUGUGACGUGAAGAGAAUUGAAAUCUAUUACAUGUAGAUGUAUUUCAUAAAUGUUGCACUGAAUGACACCAUACAUCUGAUUUACUCUAUUUAUUAAAUUGGAUUAUAUUUUCAGUCUGAGUGAAACCAAUCAUACCAGUUUAUAUACGGCAACUUUAUUUUCAUUUAAUACUGUAGGUUUGUACUUUUGGUUACUUUGAAAGUGUAAUAUUGAAGUGAGACAAAAGCGAGGUUUCCGCGGAGCAGUUCAUCCAGGUUGGAUGUAUAAGAAUAAAUUAGCUUUGAGUACAUUAAUAUAUUGAACUGUACUGUCAUAUCAAACAGAGAAAACAACUUAAGGACUGAAAUAUGAUUUCAGUUGCCUCUGCGGUGUGUUUUUGAAGUCAUUUUCACAAGAUGAAAGAGCAGCCACUGUGGAAGUGCCUAUAGUAUUUAAUAUUAGAACUUGCACACUGUCCUUGUGCAUGGUAUCUCUCCCUUCCUCGCUUCCCUCGAUCCACACAGUUUAACGGUGUAUAGCCGUGCUUGCUUCCACAUGACGCCUCACUCUGCUGCACAUAGCCUUUAUAAAAACAAGCUGUGUAAGUGACACUGUAUACCUAUGAAUUACUAAUGACUUGAGUUGUAUUAAGAUCACUGUUCUCUAAAAUGUUGCUGUACGUUUCUACAGCGAAACCACAAUAAAAAUGUUGGCAUUUAUUUCUGACUUAUAUAGCAAACUACUUUUCAGACUGGAUUGUGCAACACUCAUCGCCAAAUAUUUCUGAGAGAAAAUAUCCUUUCAUUCAUCUUUACAUUUUCCUUAGUUCAGCGAUGUCAUACUCAAUCAUGAAAGUGUCUGAAAUGUUCAUGAUCUCUGUUUUUAAAAGCUGCCUGGUGAACGGUAUUGCUGGUGGCUUUUGUGGAACUUCAAUUUGGUGUUUCACUCUAAAGCAAUUUUUGAAGCUCUUGCAGGCCCCUUCCUGGGACGGCUAUCUUAUCCCUUGUCCAUGUGCAAUAUUGACAAAGAAUUAUUGAUGAAAUAUAGCCAUUCAAGAAGGGCAGAAAGACAAGACAGCUGCCUUCACAGCAGCUGUUGAAUCUUUCCUCUGCACCCCACCUUGGUGCCUCCAUGUUCCUCAAGAAUCACCCAACAAUCCUAAUCUUCAUUCCCAAUAUGGACUGCAGAGGAAUCUUCCAAUAUGUUGCAGGUUGUAGGCGCUUCCCAAGCACCUCUACGACUACUUCCAAAUAAAAUCAAAUGACUUUCAGGAUCAAACAGAUUACUGACUGGAGAGAUGUGUUUCAUGUAGUCAGUGAUAAAAGAUAUGACGAUUGAUGUUCAGCAGAGGUCUAGUUAAGAUCAAACACCAUCACAUUUGCUCCUCCUUCUGCUGAACCAGCACAUUGGUAUAACCCGACGUGGUCUUUCCUGCUGCAGCCUGAUUGUUAUUCUCCUCAGGAGAGUCUCAGUGGACAACAGCAUCAGCAGAAGAAGUCAAUGUUAUGUCAUGUUAUGAAACUCCAUCACCGUGAUGACAUCAGCUGAUUCGGAAUACAGCUUGUGUGUGUCUGGUUUCAGCUUUU
This is a messenger RNA of Synchiropus splendidus (mandarinfish), 4585 nucleotides long. RefSeq names its product calcium channel, voltage-dependent, gamma subunit 7b (gene cacng7b). Bases 183 to 1208 code for a protein of 341 amino acids. Gene Ontology annotation, molecular function: channel regulator activity; voltage-gated calcium channel activity. The record is from RefSeq and is a predicted model, not a curated record. Gene Ontology annotation, biological process: transmission of nerve impulse; neurotransmitter receptor transport, postsynaptic endosome to lysosome; regulation of AMPA receptor activity. Gene Ontology annotation, cellular component: postsynaptic density membrane; AMPA glutamate receptor complex. Lineage: Eukaryota; Metazoa; Chordata; Actinopteri; Syngnathiformes; Callionymidae. The transcript is spliced from 6 exons.